Pecten maximus is the source of this 10757-nucleotide messenger RNA. RefSeq names its product protein PRRC2C-like. The transcript has 38 exons. NCBI's taxonomy places the organism in Eukaryota, Metazoa, Mollusca, Bivalvia, Pectinida, Pectinidae. The coding region runs from base 204 to 8582 and encodes 2792 amino acids. Gene Ontology annotation, biological process: cell differentiation. The record is from RefSeq and is a predicted model, not a curated record.
CAUGUUCGCCAUUUUGGUAGUAGAGAUUUUGUGAGGCUACCAUCCCAAGAAUCCACUUAAAAUCGGCAAUCAUCGGUCCUUUUAGGGAUUUUAUUAAGGAUUACCCAUAGUCUUUUGACAUCACCCAAGCGAACGGACCUGUUUUUUAACGGUUCGUUCAUAGGGUAAGAGGGAGAAAAAUCUUCAAUGACUGCUAAGGCAAGAUGUCCUCACUCUCGGGGUUAGGUAAAGGUGACAGAGGCAGGGGAAAGUACAAAUCUAUAGAUAUAAAUACAAUAUAUCAAGGCAAAAGUGUACCAACACAAAAAACUACAGUUACUCGUCAGCAUGGGUUACAAAGCCUGGGUAAAGUGGCAAAUGUGCGGCGCAUGCCGCCUCCGGCCAACUUACCAAGUUUGAAAAGUGAAAACCUCGGAAACGACCCAAACAUCACUCUUGUUCCAACCGGAGGAUCAGGAUGGGGCACGAAGGAGAAAGAGCAGGAGAAGCAGACCACCAGUACGAAUCAGCAGCCAUCGUCGCAGCCGCAGCAGGCUACCACACAGUCAUCGGGGCAGAACGUCAGCAGUCAGGCAGGUGUUGCUGGGGGCACAACUAUUGCAGCAACAUCUGUAUCGACACCUACAACAACAGCAGGGGCAACGGGCAAGCCAUCAUGGAGCAGUGUAACGGUUGGGGACACAGCAAAGGGCAAUGUUGUCAGUCACCAAUCACCAAUGUUUCAGGAGGAGUUUCCCACAUUAAAAUCGGCAGAGGACAAAAAAGAUGGCAAGAAGGAAGACGAACCUCCUUCUCAGGUUGUAACAAAAGACUUACCAUAUGGACCAGGGCCAAGUUUACGACCUCAAAAUGUAGGGAAUUGGCGAGAAGGAGGAGGACGUGGCGCUAUGCAACAGCAGCAGCCCAAACAAGACACACCAUCAUCUCAAUCUUCUCCACAGCCAAGCCAGACAGAAACACAACAGAAUGGCCCCCCGACGUCCGGUGGCCCUCCACCUUCCAGUGGGGCUGACAGCCCUGGGACCCAGCAAGCGCCACCCAGGCCUGGGUCCAACCAAGGUCCUGGUACUCAGGGGCCAAUGCCCAUGGGGCCACACAUGGCUAUUCCCCCUCAAUAUAGGAUGAUGCCACCCUAUAUGUAUGGAAGAUUUCCUCCAGGGUACCCACCUAACUAUUCAGGAAUGCCACGACCUCCGUACCCAUACGACUCCAGAUUUAGACAUCCUGGGGCCAUGCAGAUGCAACAGAGGCCCCCAUUGGACAGCAGUGAAGAGGGAUAUAAGAGGCCCCCUGUGAUCACAGACAAGGACCUAAAGAGUUUUGACAACAUGAGACUUGACAAAAGUGAUGAGGGCUGGGCUGGGGCCCAGGGAGACAUUGACUACUCGGAAAAACUUGUGUUCAGCGAUGACGAGGAUGGCAAUGAAGGAAGACGUCGAGAGAAAAAGAAGCACCAGGAGCAGUCUGAUCACCCUGGCAAAGCUAAGGCAAGUGGUGAUAACGACGAGGAGAAGGACAGAGAUGAUAUGUCUAAGGGUGAACAUGGUCCCCCUAAUCCUCGAGAAGCAUGGAGCCAAGGACAGAUACCACCACAGUACAGAGGGCAGCCAAGACCACCCCACCCAGGCAUGGAUGGGCGUUGGCAGAUGCCCCCAUAUGAGUUUAUGGGUCCACCACCAAGGGGACCCCCUUAUCCACCACCAUAUAGGGUGCCGCCAGGUGCACCUCCACAGAGACCACCUUUUCCACAACAGCAGCAACCUUCCAUGCCACCAAUGAGUUCAGCCAGUACACCAACUCAACAGCAACAGCAGUCUCCUGCACCUCCGCAAACACCAAGCCCGGGGCAGAGCCCUAGCCCAGGCCAGACACAGAGUCGUGAACGAGAGAAGAAGCACUCGGGUGGAGGAGAUGAGGAUGAUGAACACUGGCGACAGAAACGCCAGCAGAGAAAUGAGGAAGUGUCUAAUGCAAUUGAGCGGGCCAGACAGAGGCGAGAGGAAGAGGAAAAGAAGAUGGAAGGAGAACGCAAAGCUGCUGCUGCCGAAAAAUUACGACAAUUAGAUGAGAGAACCAAGAAAAAGGAUGGCAAAGUUUCUGAGUCUGACACAGAUUCGCACACGGAGUCCACACAUGCUGAGUCCCACAAAUCUGAGGGAAGGUCAAGUAGGACACCAAGUGAGAGUAGUGAGAAGGAGGGAAGGGAACGGUCCUAUAGUAGGGAACACAAGUUUUCACCAUCUGAACAGCAACCAAGCAAGAGUGGAUCAAGAGCAGUGCCACCUCGCUUUCAGAACAAACAACAACAGCAGCAGCAACAGCAGCAGCAGCAACAACCACCUGAAAAUACGAUGAGGCAACCCCAACCACAACAACAACAACCAGGGUCUCCCCAGCCACACCCAGGGCAGAUGAGACCUGGACAAGGACCCCCUCCACCUUGGGGGCCAUACCCCUGGCCUCCAGGAAUGCCAAUGCCAUUUAUGGAUCCGAACUUUCCUAGGCCACCAAUGCCAAUGCAAGGUAUGCCUAUGUAUCCAAUAAGAAGGAGGAAUGACUCGCAUGGCUCUGGAACUGACAGCCAGGACAAUGAGGGACGCCAGGAGCCAUUUGAUCGUGACCCCAGAGCUGAUCCUCGAGCAUGGGGCAGUUACUCAAUGCCACAUGGCCACCCAGGCCAAUAUGAUGGUCGUCCUAGCCCAUUCUAUGAUCGCAUGUAUCAGGAGUAUGAACGGAACUUUUUGGACUAUAAUGAUCGAAGGGAACAUGACAGGAGAGAGCGAGAAAAGCAGGAAAAAGUGAGUUAUGAUGAUGACAAAGACUAUGAUGCAGAGGAGUCUGAGGAAUCCUCCAAAGAACCAGAUCGGGAACGUCCACCCAGGGUACAGAGGGACCCUUUUGAUGACACACCUGACCAAGGAGACAAUCGAGAUCAUGACUGGUCACCACAACCAAGAGAGGAGAAACCUAAAAAGGAGGAGAGAUCUAGAAAAGAAGAACACCGCGAGAUGAAAGACCAUGAUGCUCGAGUUUCAGAGCACGAAAUAGAACAUAAAGAAAAAAUGGACAAGCCAAUGAGGGAUCGUGAUCAUCGUGACAAAGAUCACCGCCGAGGUGAGGAAAAAGAAAUGUUUAGGAACAAGGAUUCCCCUUGGGGCCACCCCAGACAGUCUGCACCUAGUAGGAAUGAAUAUGACCGAUUUCCUGGAGUUUUACGAAACAUGGAUGAUGGAGGACGACAUUACAGCAAAAGGGAACAUCCCAGCUGUCCACCACCCAUUACCCCUCAGCAGUCACAGCAGAAUAUGCCACCAAGAAGCCACUACACAUCACUCAAAAGGACUGCUUCAAACAUGUCCACCAGUUCUGCAAACACAGAGAGGAAAACAGAAUCUCCAAAGGAAUCAUCUCACGCAGAGAGGGAUGGUUCUAGACAGAAGUCGGCAAAUAGGGUGUAUGCUGAUUCUGUAAAGGAUAAGCCAGUAAAAGAAAAGCAAUCCGAAAGCAAGCCACAGAAGGAGGAGGAAAGCAGGCAAAAGCCAAGGGAAGAAGAAAAAUCUUCUCGUGAGGAAAACCGAGAACACAAGGACAAAAACACGAGAAAGGAAGAGAAAGGUUUCCGUGAUCGAGAGGAACGUGUUUCCAGAGAUGAAAAUUCUUUCAAAGAUAUCAAACAAUACAAGGAUGAUGAGCCACCAAGUGAUGAACGACGUGAGAGAAUGCAGCCACCUGCAAAGAAAAAAAGAGAUGAAGCUUUUGUUAAUGAACGUGGAGACAGAUACAGAAACAGUAGUAGUAGAGGAGGACGCGAGUUCGUGCGUGGGAGAGGAAGAAGUGUCGGAGGUCGUGGAACAAGAGGCAGUUACCCUGCCAGAGGGGGCAGAGGCGGCCCCAGAGAUAAUAGAAGCUAUGAUAGAGGUGCCUCAAGGGGUGCAGGUGGUCGCAAUGACCGUCGCCCAUACAGCCAGGGCCGUGAUCGCUUUGGUGAAGAUAACUACUAUGCUGAGGGAGAGGAGUUGGAAGCUCCCAGGCGGCGUAGAAUGAAGGAUGAGGACAGUGAUCACUCUGAACAAAGUGAUUUUGGCACAAGUGAUUCAUCAGGAGAAGCAGACAAGAGAGACAGCAAUAAAUCAGGUCACAGAGACAAAGACCGAGGUAAGCGACUUGGGUCCCGUGACAAUCGGGGUGCAAUCAGCCAACAGUUGGAUGAUCAAAGGGCUGAUGAUGGUGGUCAUAGACAGUCUCAUGAUGAUAAUGUAGAAAGAAUCCAGCCAAGACGUGAUGAUCGCCAUGAUAGACGUGAUGAUCGUCGUGAUGACCGCAGAGAUGAUCGACGAGGUGAAGACCGUAGACAUGACAACAGGAUGAAUCAGAGAAAUGGAGGAGGUUCCUUUGAACCAAGAGGAGAACCUUCCAGGAGAGGUCGUGGUGGUUCCUCCAUGCGAGGUCGAGGAGGCCGAGGACCUGGAGGAGGUCCUGGUGGUGGAGGUGGCCCAGGUGGUGGACGGAUGUCGUCUGCUCCCCCUGGCAGAGGGGGGUUUGGAAAGCCUGGAGACAAGGAAGAUUGGGGUGGAGGGGGAGGCGGGUCUUAUCGGAAAGAAAAAAGGCCAGGCCGAGAACCACCACCGCCCAGAUUUGCAAUGAAAAAAGGGCUAAAUUUAAACGAGAAGGGGAGGGGCACUGAUCGUGGUAGAGGACGCGGGAGAGGUAGAGGAGGAAGUGCCCCUCCUAGCAUCAACAAUAAGCGGCCACAGCUUAUCAAACAGAACUCCUCAGACCAAGCUAAUGAAGGAAAUGAAGAGUGGGAGACUGCUUCAGAAAGUAGUGGAAUCUUUGAUAAGAAUUCAAAAAACGAAUUUAAGGACAGGGAAAGAAAAGACUCCAACCCUGGUAAAAAGAGUUUCUCAAGUCAGCGUCCAUUUAAUGACCGACAAAAUAGAAAAGGAAAUCAACAAGAUGGUGGUGGAAGGAGACAGAAUGGUAGUGUAGAUUAUAAUAAAAAUUCUGGGAAGGAAAGGUCACCAAAUCAUCUUUCAAAAAAUGGGAGUGGUCCUAGGGCCCCAAACGGGGGUCCUAGGAAACCCUACAGCUCUAGUAAGAAGGAAAACAUUGCCACAGUUUACAGGAUGGAUGAGGUGGUACCAAACAACCAGAAUGCUAUCAACAAUGCCAUCAACAAUCUCAAGAGUCGUCCAGGAAAAAAGUCUGACCUCACGGAUGUAUCCAAGCCAUUGAAAUCAGAAGAGAAGAGAACAAGUGCAUUGGCUAAUAUUGACAUCAACAAUUAUGCAAGUGUGGUGGUGAUUGACGAUGCCCCAGAGGUGACCAUUGAUGAUCCUAAUUUCCUGUUUGACAGUAAUGAGGGUUUUCAGGAGGUUACUUCCAAAAAGGCAUUUAAGAGCAAACAGAAAGCUCAACAGGAGGCAGAACUUAGACAGAAACUUGUGGAAAGCAAGAAGUCUGCUGCAAAGGUUGUUGCAAAGCCAAAGGGUGUUGGUCAGAUUAAUGAAAAACCAAGACAUGGUAGUAAAAGCAAGCUGCCCCCACGUCUGGCCAGACAACGGGAACAACGUGAGAGAGAAAAAACAAAGCCAUUUGACAUGAAGAUAGAAAACUGGGACAAUGAACUUGCCAACAACAUCCCUGCUCCUGCUGCUGAUGCCAUGGAUCAAACAUCAACAGAUGUCAAAAAUGCCAUUGAGCAGGUGAACAGUGUAGCAGUAGGGUCCCCUGCCACUAUGCAGCCCAUGCAUGUGUCCAUGACGCACGUAUCGGCCCCUAUUCCCCCUGUCAGUGCCUGGGUGUCCAAACCCAUCAGCUAUGCUGCUGUCACUGGUGCCCAGGUGUCUGCUGCCACGGCGGAGAAUAAGUUUGACAAGGGGGAUCAACAUGAUAGUGGAAUUGAUGUUAGUGACCAACCUAAUUCUGCAGGCUCUUCAACUAGAAGCUCCCCAAGUGCAGAAAAUAAAUUGAAGAUAGAUAAGACUGAGAAUAAGAUGCCUGUUAUAGCAGUUGAUAUGAAGUCAAAUGAUGCCCCCAAACCACAAAGGCAACCAAAGGUGACACGCAGUGAAAAAGUCAGUGUGAAGGAAACAAUGGACAAACCUGAUUCAAAAGUAGUGAAAAAACCUGAAAUACCUAAAGAAAAAUCACGAAGCACAACCUCCAUGGAGAAACCAGAACCAAUUCAACUACCAAGCUUUCCAUUUGGAAAGGGUGAUGAUGCAAGUGAGAUAAAGCUGGACUUUGUAUAUGAUGAUGCACUUGCAAAGUUCCCUGAGAAGGUGGAGCCAGAGAAGGAUAUAGACUUGGUUGAGCCCAACAUCUCUGUGGUGGCCAUGUCUAUCGCCAGUACCACAGUUAACACACAAUCCAUGGACACCACCUGUCCCACAUCUCCUGCAGCACAGGAUCUGAAUGAGAAAAUUGCAUCCGUCAAAACGUUCUGGGACCAUGUGGAUCAUAUGUCUCCCGGAAUGGUCAUGUUUGAGCAGGGCAUGAAUACGUCUGGCCUUGUGAGUGCAGUGUCAACAGCAUCAGAGACUGUGUCAGUGUCCGACUCCUUCAGCUCCUUUCCACCCGACAUGGACACUGGUGUGUUAGUGAGCAAUGACGCAGGCCUCGACCUCGACCCUGUUUCCAGAGGAGAUGACAACAACAGUAGCCUAGCAACCAGUUUGUCGCCUCGUGAGGAUGGACUCUCCUACAGCUCUAAUUCUGUUGAGGUCAGCGCUACCCUAGGGGACAACGGAAAGGCUAACGAACAAAGCAAUGUUUGCAAAGUGAAGCCACAACAGUUGCAGGCAUCUCUUGGUGGAGACAGCAGUAGUGGCAGUAGUAGUGUGUUGAGUAACCCCUCAAGUGUACCUAGUCCGCCAACAUUGCAGCCGAUUCUACCUACGGCUUCUCAACAGACCUACCAAGCCUUCCAAAUAGGAACUUCGCAGCUGAUCACCCCAGAACCAAGGGUACAAAACCAACCCAGCUUUGGAGGUUAUGGUUUGAACCAACAGCAACCUCAACUGGGACAAACAUUCUCCCAGCAGAGCUUGUUUAUGCCGACCACACCCACCCAGUUAGAUUCGUACCAACUUCCCCCGCUGUCUGCCUACACACACAGGAACCAGCCAGCUCAGCAUCAGCCACAGCACCAACCUCAGGCUGCAUUCGGGCAGAACCCCACCCCUCAGAAUACUAUUAUGGUAUCGUCAGCAACCUCUUCUCUCAUGUCCACCAGUAUCAAACCACCACAAAAUGCAUAUGGAACAACACUGCAGAAGAAUAUGGGACCUAGUUCACUUCAGUUUGGACAGCAAGGCCUGAGUAGUAAUCUGCUACAACCAUCACAGCAGAUCUCCUUUUUCCAGUAUGAUCCCAACCAGCCAUUUGGUACCAAUCAGUUUCUAGGCAACACACAGACUGCUCAGAAUGUGAACACCUCACAGAUUCUUGGCUCCCAGCUUGUACAGCCCAGAGCUGCUGUUCAGAAUGUACCACAAGUACAAGGAUCAUCCUCAUUUUAUCAGCAACCACAACAGAACAUGCAACAGACAAGUUUCUUCUCAACACAGCCAGGUUCCAAUAACAUGCAGCACCUAGGCAAUGGUAACAGAAAGAGUGGUGGUGAGCUGAUGUUCCAGGCCUGUAUUCUACAGGGUGCUCUACAGCAGGCAGCUGCAGCUGGUGGACAAACUGCUGCACAGUUCUUUGGAAACCAGUCAGCAGCAGCAGCUGCUGCAGGGCCUGGUCUUAACCUAUCACUGCAGCCUUCAGGCGGAGCUCAGCCACCCAUGGGUGUGGCCACAGCUCAGCCCUCCAGUGGCUCAAAGCUGUCACAAUUCAACCCCUCACAACAGCAGCAGCCACAACAGGGCUCGCCACAAAGCACUCCGCUGAAGUCUCCCCCACAAACCUUGGGUCAGAAUAGCUUUGGUGUUGCUCCUUCCUCUGCAUCUCAGCAGCAGAAUCAGGGAUCUAAGCUUUUUAACCUUAGUCAACUUCAGACUCCAAACGCUAACCAGAGAUUCAACAAUGUGAGCUUCAACAACAACUUGCAUAACAAUAUGUCAAAUAUUUCCACCAACAUGGCCAACAUGUCAAACAUGAAACAGUUUGGAGGUCAGAAGUUUAACCAACCUUUCAUUGGACAGCCACUCCAAUCUGCAGGCCCAAUGGUGAGAUCUCCUAUGAUGGUGAAUAACUUCAGACCAAGUGCACCCCCAGCUCCUGCCACGUUUCCUAACCCCAUCCAGCGACCUGGAGGGGUCCAGAUUCCUGGCAGUCCUCGACAACAGCGUCCCCCCCAGGUAGUACCCCCAGCAAGCACUGGUGCGGUCUCUGGAUCUGGGGGAAACAACACCAUAAAAGCCUUACAGGCUAAACAGAGACAGGAACUUCUUGCACAUGCACAGAAUUUCCUCAACCCACAGAACAAACCCAGCAUUAAGCUGAAGGCAGAGGCUUCUAUUAACGACAGUAAGAGUCCCCCACAACCUGCUGCAUCUAUUGGGGCAGUGCCCGUGCCCAGCCCAAACCCAACAAGCACGAAGAAAGCAGAUGAGAAGGGCACUGAAAAGAAGUAAAGAGUUGCCUUUAAGUAAUCCCGAAGAGAUGUACUUAGCAACUACGUUUUUUUAUCAUGAAGUACUGAAUUUUUAUUUAUACUAUUAUCAUUAACUCGUGUUUUAGUAUUUAGACUUGUUUUGUGAUAAUCUGUUGUUUGAACAGCUAUGAGAUGGCACAUGGACAUUUUACAUUUGGAUUUGGGAAAAAAAAACUUUCUUGUGACAUAAACAUUGAAGUAAUAUGAAACAAAGGAAAGACAGAUGUUGAUGAAGUCGGAAAUAGUGUGGACAGGAACUAGCAACGGAAACGGAAAAGGAAGACUGUUUAUUCAUGGACAUUUAUUGUGACAUGGAUGAUUGAGGAAGGAUUGACGUGUUCACACAAUUAUCUGUUGUCCUUUGGGCACCUUGUGUGCCGGGCAACACUGAUGAUCAUCCAUGCUUCUGUGAUGUACAGUAGAUAUGAACAUGUAUACAUGCACCUAUGGGGUAAUCAUUAGGUUCUCAAAACGAAUAUUGCCAUAUGUCAAGUAUUAUUGUAUUAUUUAUUUAUUAUAUUUAUCUGUUUUCCAACAGGGAAACAGAUUAGAAUUGAAUAUUUUUAUUUUCUUCGACGCUAGUCGUAGAUUGUACAGUAACAGGCCAAGACUGCCUCAACAAUUUUACAUGUAUACAUACUAUGUUGAUACUGGUGUACCCCAUAGGUGACAUAGCUAGGGAGUUUACAUACUUUUAUUUUACCGUGUAGUAAGUGCUGUAAUCUCGCCCCUUGCCAUGUAAACAAAAAUGGAUCUGACAUGUUCUGCAUAAUAUGCAUGCGUUGGGAAAUGGUACUUAGCAUUUCAAGUCACUUGUAAAUUAGCAUGUAUGCACACAAAGCAUGAGAUUGGUUAGGCACCACGUCAGCAGUUGAGGAGUGAAGGGCUAGAAAAGGAAGAGCUAGUUCUGUAGAAAGUUGAACUUCUUGGUCAGGUAAUGUGUACAAGAGUGUGACCAAAGAAAAGUUAGGCGUCCAUUUUCUAUUUAUAAUUCAGAUAAUAACUGAAUAGACUUCAAGCCUAGUAAAGGCUGAGUACACAGGUACAGGAGAUUUUGACAUUUAGUUGAAGAAUUAAAUGAACACAAAACUUUUGAGUUGUGAUUUUAACAUUUCUAGCUCAAUAUUUUAAGUGAAAAGAGGAGAUGAGGAAAUGGAGGAACAUUAAUAAAAUAAAAUAUAAAGAUUUGUGAAUGAUGAAUCUUAAAAAAGCUACCAAAACACCAAAUUUUUGCCUCUGAAUUACCAAAAUGGCGAACAAGUUUGGAGAUUGUUUUAAUUUAGGGUGUGGUAGUGUUGCAUGGUAUCUUGGGAUAAAGAUAUGGUGGUUACUGUGAGAUGCCCCUAUCGCCAGUCUGUCUGUGCUGCUAUUGCCCCAGUAGCCUGGCAGAUAUGGUGAGAACUCAUUUACAUGUUAUUAAUAUAUAAAACUUCCAGCGUUACUUGUGGGACUAUGCCCCAGUCCCUGGGUGACGAUUGGGCCAUUCUUACCUUGUUAGUGUGACAUGGGUGUGGUCACCAUGGCUGCCCACCAUGUGACUAUACCCUGUCAAGCACUUGACUGUGUAUCAUUUUUUCAUGGUUAGUAUUCUUUAUAGAUACCCCACCCCUUUUUUCACACGGUUCUUAAUUUAAGAGAAAAGACUGAUGUCGUUUGCUAGUUUGAUAUUUAGGUAGAUGAGGAUAUACAUGUGAAGAACUGGAUUUUUUUUUAAAUUCAAAGUCAUUGUGGUUGAUUCUGUGGAAUUGCACAAGUUGAUGUGAAAACGGUUUGGAUAGAUUACAUAAUGAUAAUAUCCCGACUCGUUUGGUUUUUGUGUUGCAAUACUUGUGUGUGUAGAGGGAGGUAUGUAAAAGUAUUGAGUUGGUUGUAAACAGGAUGGGUGCAUGUGUAUUGUAUGUACAUGCAUGUGCUGGUGUGAUAUUUUAACAGAAUUGUGAGUGGUGGUCUCUUCGUACUCCCGAAUGGGAUGAGGAGAUGUCAUUGUGCGAAGGUGAUUGACAGACAAGGUGCUAAAGCAUGUCAUGUCGGUUGUCUUAAAACAUCCAUCAACUUUCUACUCAUUUAUAUACCACAGAUUUUAUGUUCAGUUUCUAUUUGCCUCCAAAGUCAUCUGUAUGUAGCUCUGAACAAAAUAAAGAGCGCUCUGAUGUAA